UUGGCUGUCGGGUUCUCCGCCGCAGCCACCAAAGGGCUUUUCAGCAACCAAGAAUUAACAAGCUCAACCAUGGCGGUCGACGAGCUGGUGAGCCCUGUGGAGAGGCUCGCCGCGCCACUGAACCUCCCCGUCUUCCGCGCGGGCCUGGAGGCUCAGCUCGCCCGGCACCCCUACUUCCGCAGCAUCCAGGUCACGGGCAAGGACGGCGCGCCGCGGUGGGUGACCACGCCGGUGAACCUCGACGACCACAUCGUCGUCCCGCGGCUGACCGGCGACCCGGACCGGGCCGUCGAGGACUACCUCGCCUCCCUGUCCACGCUGCCCAUGGACCACACGCGCCCGCCGUGGGAGUUCCACUUCCUCGACGUCCGGACCGCCGAGGCGGCCGCCACCGUCGCGCUGCGGAUGCACCACGCCCUUGCCGACGGCAUGGCGCUCAUCACGCUCCUCAUCUCGUCCGCCCGCAGCGCCGCCGACCCGGCCAGGCCCGCGUCCGCGCCGCCGCCGCCGGCGCGCCGCACGGGCACCAUCUACGCGCCGCCGCGCGCCGCGCUCCUCGUGCGGGUCUGGUCGUACCUCCUGCUCGCGUGGCACAGCCUCGUGGAUGUUGCUUCCUUCGUCGCCACCUUCUUGUUCCUCAGUGAUCCGAACACGCUGUUCAAGAGAUCAGCAGCGGACCACGGCGAGCCCCGCCGCCGCAUGCGCUUCGUCCACCGGAGCUUCAGCCUUGACGACGUCAAGUUCAUCAAGAAUGCCAUGAACUACACUGUCAAUGAUGUGCUAGUUGGAGUGACUUCGGCCGCUCUAUCACGGCAUUUCUUUCGAAAAGCCGGUGACACAAAGACGAGGGGAAUAGUAUUGCGAUCAAUACUCCCUGUCAAUACAAGGCCAACCAAUAGCCUACAAACGGAUGUUGAUAUGAUAGAAUCUGGCAAGAGUACUGCUGUGAGAUGGGGAAAUCGGCUGGGCUACAUCAUCCUUCCAUUUCAUCUAGCCAUGCACGAUGAUCCACUUGAAUACAUUCGCAAGGCAAAACAGGUUAUUGUUAGGAAAAAGAAUUCACUAGAAGUGAUCAUCAUACACAUGGCUGUUGAAAUUAUCUUCAAAAUACUUGGGCCAAAGGUACGUUUACUACCAUUUAUCUUAUAUGCAUGCAUGGUCUUCAUAAAUAUCAAACUGCAAAAGGCCAGGUCUCCUACUAGUCAAGCGGGGGCUUAUAUCUUCAAUAGUGUGCUCAGAAAUACAACCAUGACUUUCUCAAACUUGAUUGGGCCACCGGAACAGAUAGAGUUAUGUGGGCAUCCAGUUGCCUACAUUGCACCUAGCGUCUACGGGCUUCAGCAAGCUCUUACGGUGCACAUACAAAGUUACUGCAACACUAUCAAAGUCAUUCUAGCAGUUGAUGAGGAACAAUUUCCAGACCCUCGUCAACUUUUGGACGACUUUACAGUAUCCCUGAACCUCACCAAGGACGCGGCUGCAAAGGCUUCACCAAAAUUGAUUAGGAAAGAGUGA
Molecule: messenger RNA, 1515 nt
Organism: Panicum virgatum (switchgrass)
Lineage: Eukaryota; Viridiplantae; Streptophyta; Magnoliopsida; Poales; Poaceae
Product: O-acyltransferase WSD1-like
Exons: 6
Coding region: 70-1515 (481 amino acids)
Biological process (GO): triglyceride biosynthetic process
Cellular component (GO): plasma membrane
Molecular function (GO): long-chain-alcohol O-fatty-acyltransferase activity; diacylglycerol O-acyltransferase activity
Source: RefSeq, a predicted model, not a curated record